This is a messenger RNA of Harmonia axyridis, 2033 nucleotides long. RefSeq names its product coiled-coil domain-containing protein 186-like. NCBI's taxonomy places the organism in Eukaryota, Metazoa, Arthropoda, Insecta, Coleoptera, Coccinellidae. The record is from RefSeq and is a predicted model, not a curated record. Gene Ontology annotation, molecular function: small GTPase binding. Gene Ontology annotation, cellular component: trans-Golgi network. The transcript has a single exon. The coding region runs from base 152 to 1963 and encodes 603 amino acids. Gene Ontology annotation, biological process: vesicle cytoskeletal trafficking.
AUAGUUGAGUUAUAUAUACCUCAGAGUAAUGAUAUGAUGAUAUAUACUAAGAAAUGAAUUGUUAUUUGUCCCAGUGACAAAUGUCAUUUAUAUACUUUAAGUUUUAUUCAUCAUUUAUGUUAGGUUUUUUCAAUUCAUACUAACAGAAGUUAUGGAAAACGAUACAUGUUUCUUUUUGAAUUCACACGAUAGUUCAGAAUAUGGGAAUGUCAAGCUACAAAAAAAUGAGGAAAAAAUGAUACGAAAUAAAAUUUAUUCAAAUUCUUUAGAAAAAGAAUUGGAUUUAAAAAUUGGUUUGAAUCACGAUGAAAGUAUUGAAAAAUAUAGGCAAUUAGUUUACGAAUAUUUUUUAAAAGCUGAGGAUUUGGAAAGUAAAUGUACAAUGUUGCAUAGAAAUCUUCAAGAAGUAAAAGAGGCUUGGGAUAAAGCUAAAAUGUUGAGAGAUCAUGCUUUAAAAGAAAAGGAAGAAAUGACACUUAAAUUUGCUAAAGGUGAAAGAAAAAUGUUGAAUGAGAAAGAUUUGAAGGAGAAAGCAGAAAAGAAAUGCAAUAUAUUAACCAAAGAAAUUGAAGCUUUACACCGAAAAUUGCAGAUGCAGGUAGAAGAGAAGGCUAGAAUUUCAAACAUGUAUGAUAAUAAAGUGCAUGAAUUGAAAGAUGCGAAGUCUGAGAAUGACAGAAUAUUAAAUGAAAAUUUUAUCAUGAAGAACGAAUUAAAGCUGUGUCAGAUCGCUCUAAAAAAUCAAUCUGAAUUGAAUGAAACUUUUAGACAGUGCCAAGCUAAAUUGAAAGAAGUUGAGCUUGAGAAAAAUGAAAAAGAACAACAAUUAGAGAGUAUUUAUAAAACUUUAGAUGACUUGAGUUCGAAACAUCAAGUUUUGCUAAUGGAGAACAAUGUUUUUAGCGACAGAAUACAAAAAUUGGAGACCAAAAUAUUUAAUUACGAGGAUGAGUUAGGUAAAUCAGUUUCUAAUAAGAAUGAAGAAAAUAUUUCACAUCUUUGUUCAUUAGAUCAAUUGAAACUUAAAAACCAAGAACUAGAAAUUGAUUACCACUCAUGUCAAAUGCGGGAAACUGAAACGUUAGUGUUCAAUAAACAGCUCUCGGAAAAGAAUGCUAUUCUACAAUCAGAAAAUUCUAAUUAUCAAAGUAUCAUAUAUGGACUGAAAGUCGAGAGAAAUGAAUUAAAGAAAUCAUGCAAAGAAUUAAAAGCAGAUCUUAAAACACUGUCUGAACGGCUUGUUGAUGAAAAGCAAGAGAAAAUGAAAAUUUUAGCAGAAUUAGAGGCUCUGAAAAAAAAUUUAGCUGAACAGACUAGGCAAAACUUGAAUUUAAAACAGCAAUUAUUCGAUCAGCAGGAAGAUAUUUCCAUAAUGAGGAAAAAGCACAAUUAUUCUCUGAGGGAGCUUCGAAAAGAAAUGAUGAUACACAAAUAUAACAAUGACGAUAACCGGUCGAGUAAAAGUUCAUCUACUAUGUCCCUCCACAGCUCCACUUCGAGGGUGUCAGAACCAUCUUAUGAUCAAGUGGAAGUAAUCCAACCGGAGAAUGUGUUGAAUCAGAAUGUUCUCAUCGAGCGUAUACUGAGAUUGCAAAAAAUCAUUGUUAGAAAAUCAGAAAAAAUUGAUUUCCUUGAAGAUCAGUUAGAUAUUUUGUUUUACCAGCUGCACAAAAGGAGAAAAUUACUGCAGUAUUAUUUUCUUCAAGAACGAACUGAAACUCUGACCUCCAAAGAAAUGGACGAGUCUAAAUUGAAACUUAUUAAGUUGGGAGGUGUGAUGGCAUCUGUUUUUGAUGCCAGGGUUUCUGAUAAAAAUCUCACUUUGGAACUGUCCUUGGAAAUCAACUCUAAACUACAAGCUGUUCUGGAGGAUGUAUUGUUGAAAAAUAUCAUUCUGAAGGAGAACAUUGAAAUGCUUGGUAAAGAAAUUGACAGGUUGAAUAGAAGAUUUCAGAAUAGAUGAUUACGAGGAAUUCAGAUAAAAUUGGUUCUUUUAAAUUGUACAUUGGAGUAAAUGAUUUUUAUGAAAAUUG